ACUGUCAUGCAGAGAAGCCACCCUGGCAACCAGGAUAAAUGUCAGAAGAGCAAUCUGAAGGACAGCACGAGAAGCUGUGCAGUCGUUGCUUCCCUUCCUGCCUGGUUUUGGAGUGCUGAAUUCAAGGAGGGAGUCUGGAUGUGAUAGCAAAGCCAUUGCUUUCACCACCCUGGAUCUCUCUGUGUUCCACUGAGAAUAUUCCUGGAGCAGCAGAAGCGGAGCGCGGAUGCCGCCGUCCCUCUGAGCCUGCUGCACUGCGGCAUGCCCUCUUUCAUCUGCCUCUACCUGUGCUCCAAGUCCCUGUUAGGAUUUGGAGAACAAUCAACCAUGACGACUGAAUCCGGAUCAGACUCAGAAUCCAAGCCGGACCAGGAGGCCGAGCCCCAGGAGGCGGCGGGGGCGCAGCCGGGGCCGGGGCCGCAGCCGCCGGGCGGGGAGGAGCCGCGGCAGGCCCUGGAGCAGUUCGCGGCCGCGGCGCACAGCACGCCGGUGCGCAGGGAGGUCACUGACAAGGAACAGGAGUUUGCUGCCAGGGCUGCAAAACAGCUCGAAUAUCAGCAAUUAGAAGAAGAUAAACUUUCUCAGAAAUCGUCUAGCAGUAAACUCUCUAGGUCUCCACUAAAGAUAGUCAAAAAGCCUAAAAGCAUGCAGUGCAAAGUGAUUCUUCUGGAUGGAUCAGAAUACACCUGUGAGGUAGAGAAACGCUCCAGAGGGCAAGUACUGUUUGAUAAAGUGUGUGAACACUUGAACUUGCUAGAAAAAGAUUACUUUGGGCUUACAUACCGAGAUGCUGAAAACCAGAAGAACUGGUUGGACCCUGCUAAAGAAAUAAAAAAACAGAUUCGAAGUGGUGCUUGGCACUUUUCGUUUAAUGUGAAAUUUUAUCCACCAGACCCUGCCCAACUCUCUGAAGAUAUCACCAGGUACUACCUCUGCUUACAGUUGCGAGAUGACAUCGUAUCCGGGAGGCUGCCCUGCUCCUUUGUCACCCUGGCCCUGCUGGGCUCCUACACCGUCCAGUCAGAACUAGGAGACUAUGACCCCGAUGAAUGUGGGAAUGAUUACAUCAGUGAGUUCCGCUUCGCACCAAACCACACUAAAGAGCUGGAAGACAAAGUGAUCGAGCUGCACAAGAGCCACAGAGGAAUGACGCCAGCAGAAGCAGAGAUGCAUUUCUUGGAAAAUGCCAAAAAACUAUCCAUGUACGGCGUAGAUUUACAUCAUGCUAAGGAUUCAGAGGGAGUAGACAUUAUGCUGGGAGUUUGUGCAAGUGGUCUGUUGAUAUAUCGUGACCGACUGCGAAUAAACAGGUUUGCCUGGCCCAAGGUUCUCAAAAUUUCAUACAAACGGAAUAACUUUUACAUCAAGAUCCGACCAGGAGAGUUUGAACAAUUCGAAAGUACCAUUGGGUUUAAGCUGCCAAACCAUCGAGCGGCCAAGCGUUUAUGGAAAGUGUGUGUUGAGCACCAUACAUUUUUCCGACUGUUGUUACCAGAAGCACCGCCAAAAAAAUUCCUAACCUUGGGUUCCAAGUUCCGUUAUAGUGGCAGAACGCAAGCCCAGACCAGGCGAGCCAGUGCGUUGAUAGAUCGCCCAGCGCCUUACUUCGAGCGGUCAUCCAGCAAACGCUACACCAUGUCUCGCAGCUUGGAUGGAGCAUCAGUGAAUGAAAACCAUGAAAUAUACAUGAAGGAUUCUAUGUCUGCUGCAGAGGUUGGUACUGGCCAGUACGCCACAACAAAGGGCAUCUCUCAGACCAAUUUGAUCACCACUGUGACUCCCGAGAAAAAGGCUGAGGAGGAGCGGGACGAGGAAGAGGACGGACGGAAGAAGGCAGAGGAGGUCACGCCGGUCUCGGCCGUCCGGCACGAGGGAAAGACUGACAGUGAGCGCACGGACACCGCAGCUGAUGGGGAGACCACCGCCACCGAGGAGCUAGAAAAAACUCAAGAUGACCUGAUGAAACACCAGACUAACAUCAGUGAGCUGAAAAGAACCUUCUUAGAAACUUCAACAGACACUGCCGUCACCAAUGAGUGGGAGAAGAGGCUGUCCACCUCCCCGGUGCGGCUGGCAGCCAGGCAGGAGGACGCGCCCAUGAUCGAGCCGCUUGUGCCUGAGGAGACUAAGCAGUCUUCCGGCGAAAAGCUCAUGGAUGGCUCCGAAAUCUUCAGUUUGUUAGAGUCUGCGCGAAAACCGACAGAGUUCAUAGGAGGGGUUGCGUCCACUUCUCAGAGCUGGGUUCAGAAAAUGGAAACCAAAACGGAGCCCAGUGGAAUAGAGCCAAAACUCGCCUCGCACCCCCAGCCGCCGGGCGCUGAGAAGCUGGUGCAGGAGGCCGCUCUGGUGGAGGAGAGGCGGGUGAUGGAGGUGCGCGCCAGCGGGGACGCUUCCUGCGUGGCUGGGGACGACGCGGAUGCCGCAGCACAGCCAGGGGAUGCUUCCAGCAUCAGAGGGAAGGAGGGCUCCUCUCUGACUGAGGAGCCUAAAGAGGAAAGGGGGGAGGAGGCCAAGAAAGCCGCUCUGGGACAGGAGGAGACAGCCACUGCGUCGCGCGAGCGGCAGGAGGAUCAGAGCGUAGCCCUCCACGUUGCUGAGCCUGUGGAACAAAAGGCUCAUUUUGAGUCAUCAACUGUGAAGACAGAAACGAUAAGUUUUGGUAGUAUUUCCCCAGGAGGAGUGAAGCUAGAAAUUUCUACCAAGGAGGUGCCAGUCGUUCACACUGAAACAAAAACCAUCACAUAUGAAUCAUCACAGGUCGAUCCUGGCACUGAUCUGGAGCCGGGUGUGCUGAUGAGCGCGCAGACGAUCACUUCGGAAACCACCAGCACCACCACCACCACACACAUCACCAAAACUGUAAAAGGAGGCAUUUCUGAGACAAGAAUUGAAAAGCGAAUAGUCAUCACGGGAGAUGCAGACAUUGACCAUGACCAGGCGCUGGCUCAGGCAAUUAAAGAGGCCAAAGAGCAGCACCCUGACAUGUCAGUGACCAAAGUAGUGGUCCAUAAAGAGACAGAGAUCACGCCCGAAGAUGGAGAGGAUUGACAGAGGAAUAACUUAGCUUGCACACGAAUCUGGUCAUGCAAACCAUUAGGAAACCCCGAGCCGAUGUGGAGUUCCCUCUUCUAACCCAACCAUGGAAAAUUUCAAUCCAGAAGAAUUGACCUUGACCAUUAAUAAAGACACGGGCAGAGAGAUCUUCCCAUAAUAAAGCAAUCCGAAUCAGCAUCACUAAACUGAUAUUGCAUGAAGCAACGAUAAAAUUACAAAGAGCAGCAUUUUUUAAUUUUCACAAAAUGUCUCAGUUUUCAGCUAUACCUGCACGUUCAUAACCAACAAUAUAAACCGUGAUCUCAUGUACCACAUACACAAUUCAUGCCUUUCAUAGUUUAUUAUUAAAGUUAAACAAAACCGCAGUUUCUUAGAUGACAGAUCUUUUGUUUACAGAUAAAUGAAGAUUACCGUAAAAUACUAGAAGCUGUCCAGGUCUGGUGUGUCAGAUGUCCCCCAGAUUAGAUGUGCCAAUAACCGACUUUAUUCAGUGAACAACUUGAAUCUUGACUUGUUUCAUCUGGUUUUAUUACUCUCACCCAUGAACAGUAAUGACUCUCUGACCCUCCAGAAAUAUUUAACGCUUACAGUCUUGCUUUGUGUAUCUGAUUUAAUUCGACGAGGUAGUCCUGAUUUUAGCAUAUUAAUGAAUGUGAUUCCUUCCUAUUGUCCGCUUUGGUCUGCAUUCAGUCUGAACAGCUUUCCAGAGAUCUCUAACAAGUCUAAAUCUGUAAAUUGUCAUUAUUUUGAGAAGAAAAAAACCCUGUAUUUUUGUUAGUUUCCCAUAUUAUGACAUUUCUCUCCAGGAGACUCUGUUGGGUUUCUUUCUGUUGCUUUGUUUUCUUUCUUCAUUUCUUUGUCCUUGCGUUUUUUAAGUUGAUUUUUCUUCUUUUACUUGAAAGCAAAAAAAGUGUUUUGUUUCCAAAUCUGGUUCAUAUUUACAACCUAGUUCAGAGCCAAGCCUUAAACUGUACAGAAUUUCCACUGUAAUUAAGACUAUCUAUGUUUAGUUAUAAAUAGCCUUCCAAAAAGAUAUAUUCUCCAUUACACUGUCACCUGCAUCACAGCCCAUGGUGAAUGUAUGUUUCUGCAUAGCAAAAUAAAAACGGUAAAUGCACUGAAAGC
Messenger RNA from Otolemur garnettii (small-eared galago), 4179 nucleotides. RefSeq names its product erythrocyte membrane protein band 4.1 like 3 (gene EPB41L3). The record is from RefSeq and is a predicted model, not a curated record. Gene Ontology annotation, cellular component: cytoskeleton; plasma membrane. Bases 262 to 3048 code for a protein of 928 amino acids. NCBI's taxonomy places the organism in Eukaryota, Metazoa, Chordata, Mammalia, Primates, Galagidae. The transcript has 21 exons. Gene Ontology annotation, molecular function: structural molecule activity; actin binding. Gene Ontology annotation, biological process: cortical actin cytoskeleton organization.